AUUAUCUUUCCCCACUUGCCAGUAUAAAUUUUGUGUUUGGUUGAAAUUCAAUUUUUUUUUAGAUAUUUUUGGUUAGAAACUGAAUUAAAACUAAAUAAAUUUAAACGGCGCUUGGCCGUUCGUUAGCUACACAUAUGAGGCACGUUUACUUAAAAUUUGAGCCCUCCACCUUUUUUUUAUCUUCACGCACAAUCAGUUCAAAGAGCGCCAAUGUUGUCAGAAAAACCGAAGUCAUAAUUACUGUGACCGCAAGGGGUCACCGUAAGAGUUGUUGUUGUUGUCAGUUAAUUGUCAGAAGCGUAAACGAGAAACAAGUGUAAGUGAAAAUGAAACGUGUCCUUCGUUCUGAAAGUCAUCAUUGGCUUGUUGGAUCUACAAUCAGUGAAAUUCUUGGUUCAAAACUCCCAAUCAAUCACCUUAUUUUAAAACGUUAUCUUUUUAUAAGAGAUAAUAGUUGUGGUCCAUUUACUUCUACUGUUCGAGCCAUCGCCAAGAUUAUAUACGAUGAGAUUAUUUCUCGAUUUUGGAAACCAUCUCGAAUUCCCACUAAGCCUGAGAAGUCAUGUUUAGAUCAAAUAGUAAAACUUGUUGGGAAAUAUGAGACUUUGAAGAAAAUCCCCAAUAAUCGUCUGAAUGAUACUAAACCACAAGAAAGGAUACAACAGUUUGUCGGUAAUCUCAAAUGUCUUUUUGAUAUUUCUCACCCCAACACCUACGGAUUGUUAGAACAAUCAGGAAACACCCGAUCUGAGUCACCAAACACUGAGUGGAAAAUUGAUUGGGAUUUUCUAAUUGGACAGCGUCAGGUACCUCAGGUGGGGUGUAUGGAUGGAGUGGACAAGAUAUUGGAUGCAAAAGAAAGACAGAGAAAGGAAAGAGAAGAUUUAAUUGAACAAAGAAAACAAAAAGAACUUGACAGAAUCGCUCAGACAACAGCAGCAGAUGACAGCAUAGAUUCUUCAACUGAUGGUGAAGGAAAAAACAUCGUAGACCUGGAUUCUUCAUUUGAACAUGAAAUGAACUUUACAAGUGAGACUGACGUAGUGCUACAAAGAGAUUUAAUCACUCCGACAUCGAGUGCUGCUUUAAGGAUGGGCCUCUCUACUCGGCAACACACAGUAAUGCUGGCUUCUUUCGUGAACUCGGUUAGUGGAUCAACUCUAUCUAAUGUAACGUUGUCUGUCGGAAGUGUUCAUCAAAAAAGAUCCAAAGAGAUCGAGAGAAUCGCAAAAGAAGUGCGACAAAGCUACAUACCUCCUCGACAUGGUACUAUCCACUUUGAUUCAAAAAUAUUUUCAAUGAGAGGAGGACUAAAAGAGGAUAGAGUUGCCAUUGUUUUCAGUCCACCGCCCAAGAUUUUGUCCAUUUGUAGUGUUCUAUCUUCUUCUGGAUUGGCACAAAAAGAUGCCUGUAUCCAAGCUUUGACCGAAUGGAACCUCCAAGAUAACGUCGUCGCAGCCGUUUACGACACAACCGCCAGUAAUUCUGGUGCGUAUAAUGGAGCUACUGUAUUAUUAGAACAGGAACUCGGACAUCCACUCCUGAAUUGUCCAUGUCGUAGACACAUUGCCGAAUGUCACAUUAAAAGAACUCAGAAGAAACUUGGUGGUCCAACAACAGGCCCGACAUACAAGCUUUUUUCAAGAUUCAAAGACGAUUACAAUAGUUUUCAACCACUUAUUUCUCCAGAAGAAUACCAGACUUUGGACUAUGAUGAACUGAAUCCAUUCAUGACCUCUCAAGCGAAUGAAGUGAAGGAGUGGGCGGGAAACUGCUUGAAAAACGAUGUGUUCCCUAGAGAAGACUACAAAGAGUUGUGUGAGCUCAUGGCCGUCUUCCUUGGAGCUGAUUUGUCAACUAAUCAAUUCAAAAUUCGCCGCCCUGGUGCCGAUCAUCACGCUCGCUUCAUGGCGAAGGCUAUUUAUUACCUUAAAAUACAUCUACUUCAAAAAUUUUUUCAUCUUCGCCCCAAAGAAGUGAAGGAAGUAAAGCGUAUGGCAAUUUAUAUAGCUGUGUUUUAUGGAAAAUAUUUCCUUCAGUCAUCUUUAACGUCGUCAGCACCUUUUAAUGAUCUACGAUUCCUUUGCUUUAUGCAUCAAUACUCCUUAGUCGAUAAAGAAGCUGCAAAAGAAACGAUUCACUCCAUCAAUUUGCAUUUGGAUUACUUGACACAAGAACUUGUGCCUCUUGCACUUUUUGAUCCGAACCUUACAGACGAAGAUAAAAACAAAUUAGCUCACACUCUUAUAUCAACGAGUAGACCAACCGAAUUCGCUGUAGGGAAGCCGAAGCCACCAACAAUAAAUUGGCGUCCAGAUGACCAACCCACUCUAUCAGACCUUAUUGGAGAAAGGUCAUGGCUUUUAUUUCAUUUAUUGAAACUGAACAAACGCCAAGAAUGGAUGAUGGUGCCUUGUAAUUUGUGGAUUCAUUUUGAAGACUUUCGAGUGGCGAAGGAAUUCGUUGACUCGUUAAUAACAGUUAACGAUUGCGCAGAGAGGGGCAUCAAGCUGAUUGGAGACUAUAAAGACAGUUGCUUUGAUAAAAAAGAAAGAGAGUCCCUUGCUCAGCUAGUUGAACAACACCGUUCCAAUUUCAGUAUCUCAAAUAUGAGUAAAGAAGCAAUGGAAAUGUUGUAA
This is a messenger RNA of Daphnia magna, 2639 nucleotides long. RefSeq lists its product as uncharacterized. The coding region runs from base 327 to 2639 and encodes 770 amino acids. The record is from RefSeq and is a predicted model, not a curated record. The transcript has 3 exons. NCBI's taxonomy places the organism in Eukaryota, Metazoa, Arthropoda, Branchiopoda, Diplostraca, Daphniidae.